AUGCCUGAAAGUGUCACUACAAGUAAUCAAUACGGAUACGAAAAUCAACAACAAAGAGCAACGGUUCCCUUCCAGCAUUUUCCUGCGGUCACACAAGUCACUAAUAGCUUAAACCAAAUGCCACAAGUAACUACUUAUUCAUUCGUUCCAACACCAUUAAUUGGACAAGUAUCACAACCUGCGACCGGAGUAAAGCCCAAAAGACAACAAGUAAAAAAUGCAUGUGUAAAUUGUCAAAAAGCGUGCAAGAAAUGUGAUGAUGGACGACCAUGCCAAAGAUGUAUUAAAUAUGAACUUACGGAUACAUGCAAAGAUUCUAUUAGAAAGGAGAGGAAAAAGGGUAUCAAAAGGGGUCCUUAUAAGCGUAAGCAACCAACAGAAGGAGGAUCGACUAGUACUAACACAGCUUCUUUGACUCCUGAUGCUGUUCCUUCAACCGCUCCGGUGAUGCCUCCUGUCAUUCCUAACGGUGGCGUUUCCAUGCCUUUCAAUCACCCCAUACCUGUUAAUUUACCAUUGGCAGCACUGCAAUUCCAUUCUGCAGGAGCUCCUAUAAAUGUUGCUACUCCAGAAGGUUUAGGGCAAUUUAUAAUGAUUCCCGCAACUAACGGAGCCACACCUUAUUAUCUUCUUGUUCCAUCGUCUCACUACCCACAACAAUCAUCUGCAGCAAAUCAGAAACAGGAAACGUCUAUCACUACCAAUCAGCCACAACAAUCUUCUGUUACCAGUGAUCAAAAGCAAGUAUCUUUUUCUUCAUCAGAAUCACAUUUAUUACAAAUUUGGCAAUCAGUAACCCAAAGUAAAAAUAGUUCAAAGGAAAUAGCUGAGGAAUCUAAGGCAAACGAACAAACGGAAAAGAAAGUAUCUAUUGCUUCUAAAUCAGCUAAUGAAAAGGAUGAAGAGGAGGGUCCUAAAGAUGGACAAGGGUCAAAUUUAUCGGUACUUUCUCUUGUAUGUAGUGAAAUGCUGGAUAAAUCUCAUGAUCCAUCUAAACAAAAAGGAAAAAAAUCAACGGAAAGGCAAUCAACGAUCAAUAAUGAACCAUCGAAGGAUAAAUCGUCACCGAAGGGUUCAAAUGGUAGUGCAACACCAAAUAUUGAAAAGGUUCAUUGUGGUGUAGUAAAUGGAAAUAAUGAAGUUUGUAGUCCAGAACAAGCUUUAGAGACAAAGGAAUCGUCGAGUACUCCAAACGUUAAAGAAAAUAAAAUCACUCGUGGAGAAAAUAAUUUAAACCGACAAGAAUCAAAAAAAGGAAACUUUGUUUCAUUGGCUGAACAGUCGUCAGCUGCAACACCUAUGCAAACUGACGUAGUAGAAUCACAGCCCCCGACAUUUGCAAUUCCUCCGGCUUGUAGUCCGCUAGUUUUUUCAAUUCCGGCAAAUUCUUAUUCGGUUGCACCAACUCAAGUUGUUCCAAUUAAACGUGAGAUGACAUUUAGUAGUGUUAGCGCUUCAACAGAUUUUAAACGCGCUAGACAUUCAUUAAUUAACGAUGCGACGCAAGGACAAUUUCAACUGGAACAGCCUUCAUUUCCUCAACAACAAGUACCUAUUACGCAACAAUACUAUGUUUCCGGAGUUCAAAAUGGACCAAAUUAUCUUCAGCCAUCUCCAAAUCAACAACCCAGAAAUCCGAUCGAAUCAUACGAAGGUCAAGGAACACUUUUUGCAGGAGCAAGAUUUAUAGAUCCAAGAUUACCAUCCCCAACAUCUUUCUCAUACGUUUAUAAUCCCACUAUGAGUAACAAUCAUGUCCUCCAAUCUGAAGUCGAUGGUAAAUCUUUUGGUUCACAAUCACAAGAUCUCGAUUUUUCUAAUACUUCUUCCUCUGGACCGGCGAAAGCAUCAGAAUCUAGCAUACAUAACAAGCAAGCUUUUUCGAACUUCGGGGGGAAUUGA
Molecule: messenger RNA, 1902 nt
Organism: Dentiscutata erythropus
Lineage: Eukaryota; Fungi; Glomeromycota; Glomeromycetes; Diversisporales; Gigasporaceae
Source: the annotation of a GenBank genome assembly